UGUCAGUGUUCUGAUAGAGUCUUGUUAUAAUAAUUUGCGCUGCUCCCUCACCCAUACCGUUAUCAUACCAUUGGACAUUUGUCUUUAGACAUGGAUAUUCUGGGAGACGACGAAGCGCAAGAGCUAAAAUAUAAACGAGGGGGGCGGUUGGAUAUGAGCCACGGUUUCCUGCACCAUAUCCGGAGGAACCAGAUUGCUAGAGAUGACUAUGACAAAGAGGUGAAGCAAGCCAAGGAGCUUCAGCGGCGGAGGCACACCACAACCCCCAGAAAACCCCGGCGACCUGACAUCCAAGUGUACCAUCCACGACGAAGACAUGGAUCAGAGCCAGGGGCCGGUGCUGAAGCUGAAGAGUGGAAUGAGAGUGGGUCAAGCACAGAGACUGAGACCCAGGGGACUGAACUCUUUUGGCUUGACUAUCAGGCAGACUCUGGUGCUAUUACAUCCUUCCUCGUACAUAAGGAUGAUAAGCCUGAGAAAGUGGUGGAGUGUGUUGCAAAAAAGAACAGCUUGGAUUCAGCAAUGAGGGCCGCUCUGGUGGCUCGGAUUCAAAAGGAAAUGGACAAAAGGCGGGACAAACGCUGAGUGAUAAAGCAAGAAUGUGACGGCAGGCAAAAGCCUGUGGAAUAAAAUUUCAUUCAGUUUUGUGCUCUUCAAAGCACAAUCACUGAUCAAGGUGUUCGUGGCAUGGCGAGGAACUGGGUCCUGUGCAGAAACUGUCAGCAGAGAGAAGUUUUCUGUUAUUUCAGGAGAAGGACCAGCACUUACGAUAAACAGUACAGUUAGGAGUUGACGUAUUAGUCUUCACUGCAUUGUACUCACCUUAUGUUACCUCAUAUGCUGAUUCUUAACAAACACUUUUUAUUUGACUGUUUGUGGUCUCUCAAAGGAGCGGAUACACUUUGAGUGAGCGCUAUUAACAUUUCUUCUCAAUGUAAAAUGUUUGUGUUUUAUCGUUUACAAAAAUCAAGCAGAUUUGAAAAUGUUUGUCUGAUAUUUGAAAAUGAGCAUUAAAUGAUUUGUUAUAUAUUUGGA
Molecule: messenger RNA, 1035 nt
Organism: Solea senegalensis (Senegalese sole)
Lineage: Eukaryota; Metazoa; Chordata; Actinopteri; Pleuronectiformes; Soleidae
Gene: lg5h2orf68
Product: linkage group 5 C2orf68 homolog
Exons: 4
Coding region: 91-585 (164 amino acids)
Source: RefSeq, a predicted model, not a curated record